Molecule: messenger RNA, 2247 nt
Organism: Planococcus citri (citrus mealybug)
Lineage: Eukaryota; Metazoa; Arthropoda; Insecta; Hemiptera; Pseudococcidae
Exons: 2
Coding region: 229-2247 (672 amino acids)
Source: RefSeq, a predicted model, not a curated record
AUAAAAGCGAUAAGACAGUCAAAGAUAAGACUUGUACGAACUUUAAUACCUACUUACACCUUUCAAAACUCAAAUUGAAAUAUUGAGAAAAGGUCAGACAAAUGAAUCGUUACAAUCCAGACCUUACAAUGGUCAUGGAAUUGGAAAACCCUAUGAAGUACGUACAAUCAAAGCCGAACACCUUGGUUUGAAAAAUUUAAGAGAAAAUUUGGCCAAAUUCAAGCUUCCAUGAUAUAUCAACAAAUCGUAUCAAUCGUCACGUUGACAUGGUUCGUUACACUCGUUAAUACAAAAAUUUGUCGUAUCGAGAUUCCGCAUUUAUUCGUCAGCAAGAAACAAUUCGGUCAUAUGAACGCGACGAACACACGAAGCUACGUCGAACUGCUGAAAAGCGAUUUCUACUUCGACAACAGCAUGUUGAUAAAUUUCUUAUUGGAUCCGAACGAAUACCGAAUUAUAGAAGUAGUCAUACCGUCAAAAUGGGGCAAAAGUAUCACUCUCGAUAUGAUGAAAAUCGUGUUACAGAUCCCAGUUGAUGACCAAGGUAACCCGAUUACACCUUUGGAAAAAGCUUUUAAUUAUCAACUAUUCUACAAAAGCCGAUUUAUCUCCGAUACGGAUGAAAAUUACUUCGAGCCUUUGAAACAACCUUUGCACAUAUCAAGAUGUGACACUCUGCUCGACAAAGUUCUCGGUAAAUUCCCGGUGAUUUAUUUGGAUUUCAGCGACAUGAACGCUACUACUUAUCAAGAUAUAAUUGAAAUAACGAGCGAACGAAUUAAACGAGCUUUUUUACAACACUCCUACAUGGAAAAAGUCCUACAAUCGAAUUCACACUGCGCUAUCUCACCUCAGCAACAAAACAACACCCGUCGUCAACUCGAUCAUUAUCGUAAAAUAAUCAACAAAAAAGCGAACUACGAAGACUUGAUAAAAAGUAUCGGAUUUCUUUCUCAUCUUUUAUACGAACAUUUCGGCGCUAGAUCAUACCUACUAGUCGAUAAUUACGAUGGUAUACUUUUAAACGUGCUCGCCAGUCCAGACAUCUCCGAUGUAGAGACUCCUUUAGCAUUAGCCUUUUUUUCAUCUCUAAUGCUGCAUACGUUUCAAACAAACACCUAUGUCGAAAAGGGUAUCUUAACGGGUACUUUUCCUUUACUAAAGUUGGUUCCGAAUUUAGGCAAAUUUAAAAGAUACAGAGGCAUGUUCACCAGCGUGCUGACGUUGAAAUAUGCUACGAAUCAUCGAGAUUUGAUAUCAUUACUCGAGUAUCUCGAAAUCCCUCAGGAUGUUUGUACCAGAGCUCUGAACUGGUAUUCGGGGCACACGUGGGGUAAAUUAAGACCCAUAUCGCUUUACAAUACGUAUUCCAUAGCCAAAUUCAUUACUACUGGUAGACUAGACUACUGUAAAUGUCGUAAUCCGAUUUUCGAACGUAUUUUUCGUAAUACUUUGACCUUAGCUAAUAUCCGUAUGUUUUGUAUCGAUAAACUAUUCGGUGAUUCUCGAGAAGUACUGAAAUCCGAUUCGUCGCAAAUCUCCAUCGACGAAUAUCUCGACCUCAAAAACUGCCUAAUCGGUUCCAAAACGCAUAAAACUUUCACUUUAGAAGAAGCCCUCGAACCGUAUUUACUAUCUGUUGGAAUUCUGUCACCCAACUCGAGCGAUGCGAUUACAACGUUCAUAAGUGUGUCGAGUAACGAAGCUAGAAUGGAUUUAGCGGAUAAACUAAUGGAUUAUUACAAGACUGAAUUUCAUAUAUCUACAUUAUCCAUAAAGACCGCGUUGAAAAGCUUGGCUAGUUUUAUGGCAGGACGUACACCAUCGUGUAAAGGUUUACUGUCAUUUUUACAAUCAUUGAUGCGCAACGAUCGACUCAUGAGAGAUGUAUCCGAAUAUGACAGAUCUGAAUGGGGUAGUUUUAGAAAAUUCGUGUUAUUCGUAUUGAACUAUUUUACUUUAAGAGCUACCUUGGCUUAUAAUUUUAUUAUCGAACCAGUGGAGAACUAUGAUUUAAGUCACGGUAAAUACCGAUGGCAUAAUUUAGCUAUUUAUAGGCCUAUUGAUAAAAUUGUUACAUUCAUUGAACUCACCGUUAACGCCAGUUCUGCUCAGAAUGCCACCGCAUUGGCUAGACAGCAAAAAUUCAGGGUACACAAGAUCUGCCAAGCCUACAAGCAAAUUAGAUUUAUUGGUAUUAAUAUAGCAUUAAAUAAAACUGUUCAAAUAAACGUAGAUUAUACGUGA